Messenger RNA from Gadus chalcogrammus (walleye pollock), 852 nucleotides. Its product is annotated as runt-related transcription factor 3-like. Lineage: Eukaryota; Metazoa; Chordata; Actinopteri; Gadiformes; Gadidae. The transcript is spliced from 6 exons. Gene Ontology annotation, biological process: regulation of cell differentiation; hemopoiesis; neuron differentiation. The record is from RefSeq and is a predicted model, not a curated record. Gene Ontology annotation, molecular function: DNA-binding transcription factor activity, RNA polymerase II-specific; RNA polymerase II cis-regulatory region sequence-specific DNA binding; ATP binding. The coding region runs from base 1 to 852 and encodes 283 amino acids. Gene Ontology annotation, cellular component: nucleus.
AUGGAGUCAGGGUCAAGGCGCCGGGAUCAGGACCCACCACCGGAAGGCCGGGAUUACGUCAGGGUCCUGCACCGUCCGGCCCCUCAGCCCGUCCCCCAGCGCCCCACAGCACCCCCCCAUGGCCUUGUCCAAACCGACAGCCCCAACAUCCUGUGCAGCUGCCUGCCUCAGCACUGGAGGUGCAAUAAGACGCUGCCAAGAGCCUUCACCGUGGUGGCCCUGGGUGAUGAUGUGGUGGACGGGGUGGUGGUCACCCUGAUGGCCGGCAACGAGGACAACAGCAGUGCUGAGCUUCGCAAUGCCACCGCUACCAUGAAGCAAGGCCACGCCCACUUCAAUGACCUGCGCUUCAUAGGACGCAGCGGGAGAGGAAAGAGUUUCAGUCUGUCCAUCAAUGUGCUGACCCGCCCCCCUCAGAUUGCCACCCUGCAGGGAGCCAUCAAGAUCACGGUGGAUGGACCACGCCUGCCCCGACGACAGAGACAGAAAGAGGGGAAGUCAGGAAUGUUCCGGUCCACCAACAGCAUCACCACUCUCACACCUUCAGACACUGGCUCCAUCCUCUCCUCUUUCUGGCCCGGUGAGCCGCCGUUUCUUGGCCCUGUGACGUCUCUGGCACCGACGUUCACCACCAGAAUGCAUAGUCUGUCUUCCUAUCCAAACCCUGCUUCUCCUUACCCACACUAUCUCCCCCCUCUGAGCCACAGUGGUCAGUUCCAGCAGGGAAACUUCUACUGUGGACCGAACCAAGCGCUCCACUCCAUGGGGGAUGUGCCCACCCAGUUCAUGAACCACAUUGAAGGGCCCUGUCUUUCCUUCAGAGGGGAGGAGCCUGUUUGGAGGCCCUAUUGA